Messenger RNA from Nematolebias whitei (Rio pearlfish), 2748 nucleotides. It is a transcript of the gene spire1a, whose product is annotated as spire-type actin nucleation factor 1a. Bases 163 to 2532 code for a protein of 789 amino acids. Gene Ontology annotation, cellular component: cell cortex; cytoplasmic vesicle membrane. The record is from RefSeq and is a predicted model, not a curated record. The transcript has 19 exons. Gene Ontology annotation, molecular function: actin binding. Gene Ontology annotation, biological process: establishment of meiotic spindle localization; actin filament polymerization; Golgi vesicle transport. Lineage: Eukaryota; Metazoa; Chordata; Actinopteri; Cyprinodontiformes; Rivulidae.
UGUUGCCAGCACAGCAGCAGUCCAACAGCGCAAUUUGAAUGACAGCCGCCGGAGAGCUCGGUUAUGUAGUCCAGUAACUCCGAUACAUUUUCAAGGUUUAUUAUUUGUAUUUUUCUUUUUCGUGUGUAGAGAAUAAGAUGGUUUGAAAAAAAAAAAAAAAAAAUGGCUAAGCGACCGGGGAAUGACGACGGGAUGUUGACUUCACCGACCAUCAUUCGGAAUUUCACGGCGGAUUUGAACACCGGAGACGUUAACGCCGAUGGCGGCGACGGACCCGAAGACGUCUGCCUGGAUGAAAUACUGACUCUGUACAGCCAGCCGAUAAACGAGGAGCAGGCCUGGGCUGUGUGCUAUCAGUGUUGCCGGACAUUAGCGCAGAAAUAUCGGAGGAAAGGAUCCGCCAAGUCUCCGGGCGCCUCCGCGGUGGACUAUCCGAGGAGGAUCGAGGGACCCGGGAAUGUGAGGAUCAGUAGAGACGGGACUAUAAAGCUCCACUUUGAAGACAGCACAGAUGACUAUAAAUCAGCCUGCACAUCAUUAGAGGUUAUUGACUCGCUGGGAGUCAUGAUCUACAAAGCUCUGGAUUAUGGCCUCAAGGAGAAUGAAGAGCGAGAGCUCAGUCCCCCGCUGGAGCGCCUGAUCGACAUGAUGACCAACAUGGAGGAAACGGAGAGCGACUCCUGUCCCGAUGAGGGCUACGAGGCCACAGAGGAAGAGGACGAGUGUGAGGAAGAAGAAGGGGAAGGGGAGCUCGUCGCCGUUACCUCUGCCAGCACAAUCAGCCGAAUCCAGAGUUAUCUUGACAUCCUCGGGAUAUGUUCUUCCCACCUGCCCAGCCCAUCCGAUGCUCCUAACCAUUACCAGGCUGUGUGUCGGGCUCUCUAUGCCGAGACGAAGGAACUACAUACUUUCUUGGACAAGAUUAAAAGUGCUAAAGAGAACCUUCGCAGGAUGGAAGGUGAGACCCAAGAAGAGCCUGUUAAAGACCUCAAUGAACUGGAAAAUGCUGACUGGGCACGUUUCUGGGUGCAGGUGAUGCGAGAUCUACGAAAUGGUGUGAAGUUAAAGAAAGUACAGGAGCGUCAGUACAACCCGCUGCCCAUAGAAUACCAGCUCACACCGUAUGAAAUGUUGAUGGAUGACAUCCGCUCCAAGCGUUACAAGCUGCGAAAAGUCAUGGUGAAUGGAGACAUUCCUCCACGAUUAAAGAAGAGUGCACAUGAGAUCAUCCUUGAAUUUAUCCGAUCACGACCUCCUCUAAACCCUGUGUCAGCCCGUAAACUGAAACCCCACCCUCCACGUCCUCGAAGCCUCCACGAGCGACUGCUCGAGGACAUCAAGGCAGAGAGGAAGCUUCGACCAGUUUCACCCACUUUGAGCAAGAACCGCAGGCACCGCCUAGUCAUGCGACUUAGCAUGUCUUGCAGCUUUGACUCAUCAGGAGCAGGGAAGAGCAUCAGCACCCCUCAGGACUUGUUCCGUGGUUCAGACUCCCCUGAUGGACAGAGGAAGUUUGUUGGCAGCACCCAGUCUCUGGCCAGCGGUCCCGUAGAAACACCUCACAGAGCGCAGCCGCUGAGCCAGAGGAAGAGGCUGCUCAAAGCACCCACGCUGGCCGAGCUGGACAGCUCCGGGUCCGAUGAGGAGCCCACACCGCCCAGCUCCAUUAAGUCCACUUCUUUAAAAUCGAAAACAUCUCCCGAGUCUAUCGUAGGGAAGAAAGCUCCUCAAAAGCUUCUGCCCCUGUCCGCCACCCUCCAGCCUGAGAAGCAUCAGCCUCUGCAGCGGCGGCACUCUGAGAGGGCGACCUCCUCCAGCGUUCGCCCUUCAUUGCCACUAUCGAGACAAAGCACCCAGUCUUUGCAAACUGAAAAUCCCAGUGGCAAGGAGGAGUUUUCUUAUCCAGUGGAGUGUUUGGCUCUGACAGUGGAGGAGGUGAUGCACAUCAGGCAGGUUCUCGUCAAGGCUGAGCUGGAGAAGUUUCAGCAAUACAAAGAUGUCUACAACGCUCUCAAGAAAGGAAAGAUUUGCUUUUCAUGUCGAACCAAAAAGUUCUCCCUCUUCACCUGGUCCUACAUCUGCCAGUUCUGCAAAAGGCCGGUGUGCGCCCAGUGCUCCAAAAAGAUGCGUCUCCCGUCUAAGCCCUAUUCCACUUUGCCAAUCUACUCUCUGGGCCCUGGUACCACAAAUAAAGAGAAUUCAGAUGUAACUUCUGCUCCAGCUGAGUCGGAGAAACAUCCUUCUGGUUCUGGACACAGCAGGCACAGUCUACGCCGAAGGUUGUCCAAGCACAGCAGCAAAGAUGGGCAGGAUGAGUUGGAGCUGCCCAAAGAGCUGACGGAGGACUGGGCCACCAUGGAGGUCUGUGUGGACUGCAAGAAGUUCAUCACGGAGAUCAUCUCCUCAAGCAAACGCAGCCUGUCUGUGGCCUCCAAGAGGGCGCGAAUUAACCGCAGGACUCGGUCCUUCUACAUGUCAUCGUCCAGGUCGAUCAACUUCACGCCCUCGGAGCACACCAUCAGUGAGGUGUAGAAUAUAGGACCCCCCCGCGUGCACUUUGGUUCAUGCCUCUUCCAGUUUUUGGACAUUUAAUGAAAAUCCCCCCACAGUUUUAAGAUGUUAAAAGUGUUAAGAGGUUCUCCUCUCAGGUAAAGUUGCUGUUAUUGUACCGAACGUGUCAAAACUCUAAAAAACAGAAACGUUCUCGUAGGAGGCAGCAACGGUUUGUUGUAUUUUAAAUAAAAUAAG